AUGUGCUCGUUGGACUUUGUUGGUUUUGAACUUUGGCCACUCUGCGACUCUCAACCAGCUACAGACUACAAUACAACUCAUGGUCACUGCACAGAGCAGCGCUCUACUCUAGACGCGCAUCUCUGCCAGUGCUUCCUUCGAUUCUGUCUCUCAAGUGCGUCUGACCAGCAAAGUCAGAUCAAUGCUGUCCUGCGUAACGCGGUAGAGCCCAACUUGCCGAGCAAAUGGACUGCGAACAUCCUCGUUCUUGUUGAUGCCACAGCAAAGCAAGAAGCGCGACUACUAGCCCUUGCUACAGAUAAUGAGUAUGCUAGAGACUUGCCAAAUGCCUUUGAUCCCAGCCGCUUUCCCUCGUCGUUUGCGGAACCAGCUCGUCAGCGUCAGCGCGCAUCGCAGCAGAAACAGCCAUCUGCGAUCCUGCGAAUUCAUCUGACAACGUCUCUAUGUCUCUUGAUACACUACGCUGUGUCUAACGCAUUCAGAAGGACGAUCUAG
Messenger RNA from Protomyces lactucae-debilis, 495 nucleotides. RefSeq lists its product as uncharacterized. Bases 1 to 495 code for a protein of 164 amino acids. The record is from RefSeq and is a predicted model, not a curated record. The transcript has a single exon. Lineage: Eukaryota; Fungi; Ascomycota; Taphrinomycetes; Taphrinales; Protomycetaceae.